AUGCCUCCCUCCGUUGCUUCUGUUGCCGACACCGACCUCUCGACCGAGCUAUUGACUGUCCAGACGUCCUCCGACCGUACGCUAAUUACGACUGCCGCAGUUGCCGCGCCGCAUCGCCACACUUUCUACGCUCGCCGGCCGGACCCUGCAACCAGGGAUGAGCUUCAGGCCUACCUAUGUGAAGAACCUCAGGAAAUCCACGAUGCUGUGGAGUGGUGGUUGAGCCCUGGCAGAAGGAGCGACUUUCCACGCCUUUCCAUCAUGGCGUUGGACUUGUUGACGAUACCGGCGAUGUCUUCAGAGUGCGAGAGGGUAUUCAGCAGGGCCAAGCACACAGUUGCCCAUCAACGCCACCGCCUUGAUGAUGAUGCUAUCAAUAUCGUGGAGAGCCUCAAGCAGUGGAGUCGGCUGCGGUAG
Molecule: messenger RNA, 417 nt
Organism: Chaetomium globosum CBS 148.51
Lineage: Eukaryota; Fungi; Ascomycota; Sordariomycetes; Sordariales; Chaetomiaceae
Exons: 1
Coding region: 1-417 (138 amino acids)
Molecular function (GO): protein dimerization activity
Source: RefSeq, a predicted model, not a curated record